UUCUAUAGAAUUGUUUGCUAUGGAAAAAUAUAAAGAGCGCCGACGUUUUACCUAUGAUGUCUUCCUCAGCUUUAGAGGAGAAGAUACAAGGAACAUCUUUAUAGGACAUCUUCACGACCACUUAUUGCAGAAGGGGAUCAAAACUUUCAUUGAUGAUAACAAUCUGAAGAUAGGGGAGGGUAUUUUCCCUGCCAUUUCCAAAGCUAUUCAAGAAUCUAAGAUUUCAAUCAUUGUGUUUUCUGAGAACUAUGCAUCUUCCACAUGGUGUCUUGCUGAACUUGACGAGAUCAUAAAAUGCACGACAAGAAACAACAGCAGCAGCAGCAACAAUGACAACAAACAACUUGUUUUCCCCAUUUUUUACCAUGUCGAUCCGUCAGAUGUACGUCAUCAAAAAAAUAGUUACAAUGAAGCCAUGACUGCACAUGCGAAUAGGUUUGGAGAAAACUCCGAGAAAGUACACGCAUGGAGAUCAGCUUUGCAUGAGGCUGCAAACUUGAAAGGACACCAUAUUAGCACUGGGUGUGAAAACAUUCAUAUUAAAAAGAUUGUUGGGGAGGUGUAUGCUAACAUAGCUCCUAAACCUUUAUUUGGUGAUGACCCAGUUGGACUAGAGCACCGCAUAGAAGAGUUGAGAACAACCCUAGACAUGAAGCCGAAUGAUGAUACUGAGAGCAUGCGGGGCAUCUACGGCAUUAGUGGAAUUGGGAAAACAGAAAUUGCCAAAGCCUUGUGUAAAAAGAUUGUGCACCAAUUUGAAGCUGCAAGUUUUCUUGUUAAUGUGAGAGAGGAGUCAAAAAAAAUCAGUGGCCAGGAAGAUCGACAGAAGAGUACACUUCCAUUAGAGAUGUUGGAAGUGUCAGAAAUCGAGUUGGGCGGUCAAAGCAUAGGCAUGUAUGAAAAAGAACAGGUUUGUAAAGAAAAAGUUCUUUUGGUUCUUGAUGACAUUGAUGAUGUAGAACAGUUGAAAAUCAUGGCAAGCGAACGUGAUUGGUUUCCGGGUAGCAGGAUCAUUAUAACACCAAGGGAUGAAGAUUUGCUCAUCGGUCAUAAAGUGGACAAGAUCUAUAAAAUUGAAGAACUUGAUGAUCAACAUUCUCUUGAGCUCUUUUGUCAGAAUGUCUUCGGAAAGAUCCAUCCUGAAACAGGGUAUGAAGAAGGUUCUUCUCGUGCAAUAGGUUAUUCCAAGGAAGUUCCAUCGGAGUUGAAGGUGAUAGGAUCUGAUCAAGCCAAUGAGAAAAGUUUACAAGCUUGGGAGUGUGCAUUGGAAGAAUACAAAUGGAACACGGUUGGAAGAAUCCAAGACAUGCUCCAAAGAAGCUUAGAAAUAUACACCAAAACAAAAUUGAAACUAAGUGUGGUUGGGAAACGCAUUUCCAAGCGUUUAGCAACUGCCAAAGACGAGCUUUCAUGGAAAUACCAAUGGCACGUGCAAGACAAGUUAUUAUAUGUUAUUGAGAGCCUCCAUAUAAAUAUAUAACUCCUGUAUUUGAAGAUGUGUGAAUAUAUUGAAAAAAUUUGAUAAGUAUAGACCCUUAGUCAAGAAGGUCUAUGUUAGGAGAAAGAGGGGAGUAGCAGGGGAUAAUAACCCUGUAACUGAUUCUAACUGACUCCAUGGGGGGGGUUAGGAUUCUGUUAUUCUGUUAGUCCUUUGUAACUGACAACUACCUACUAUAAAGGUUAGUUAGCAGGGUAGUUAGAAUCACUUCUGGGUUGUUAGGAAGAGUGGAGAGUCUGGUCUCUCGAAUAACCAGUGGGUUCUUCUGUAGUUUGUGAGUUUCCUCUGAAUCUUCUUGGAUUCAGUGUGAGUUUCAAUACAAUUCUUCUCAGUUUUUCUUCAGAGUUUAUCAUU
Messenger RNA from Lotus japonicus, 1852 nucleotides. RefSeq names its product TMV resistance protein N-like. Gene Ontology annotation, biological process: defense response; signal transduction. NCBI's taxonomy places the organism in Eukaryota, Viridiplantae, Streptophyta, Magnoliopsida, Fabales, Fabaceae. Gene Ontology annotation, molecular function: ADP binding. The transcript is spliced from 2 exons. The record is from RefSeq and is a predicted model, not a curated record. Bases 20 to 1480 code for a protein of 486 amino acids.